Colossoma macropomum (tambaqui) is the source of this 5554-nucleotide messenger RNA. It is a transcript of the gene st3gal4, whose product is annotated as ST3 beta-galactoside alpha-2,3-sialyltransferase 4. Gene Ontology annotation, molecular function: sialyltransferase activity. The coding region runs from base 287 to 1303 and encodes 338 amino acids. Lineage: Eukaryota; Metazoa; Chordata; Actinopteri; Characiformes; Serrasalmidae. Gene Ontology annotation, biological process: glycolipid biosynthetic process. The transcript is spliced from 11 exons. The record is from RefSeq and is a predicted model, not a curated record.
AUCAAUUCGUCUGCGCAUGCGCCACAGAAAAACUUUUUAUGGGUCGAGCUGUACACUGAGUGCUAACAACAAUCCAGCUGACCACUGGCUGGAGUAAAGCGGACUGUUUAACAAUAGCGGCUAACGGACUAAACCUUUAAAUCUUUUUUCCUUGACACUUUAACUUGCUUUGAGUAGCCGACCAAGAUGAAAAGUUUAUGGACGCCCCCCACUUUGUGAAUUUGGACGCUUGCUUCGAUUUGAUAACAUCCGUUUCAGAGAUGAAACGUCUGAAGAGCAUUUGAAGAUGUUCUUAAAGAUUUCCAGAAUUGAAUACAAAACAUGGUGUAUUAGACUGAUCCCCGUUGGAUUUUUUUUUAUCUGUUACUACUGCUCCCAGUUGUGUCUUCAAAGUAAGCUUCAACCAUCCACCAAGUUUCUAUGUGACAACAUAAUUGCACAAAAGAAGUGGGAGAGACUCAACUUCAACAUUAGCAGAAAAACAGAGCUGUUUCUGAAGCUGAAGGAUUUUUUCUGGAAAGAACACCAGUCAGCACUGUCCCUGCCUUAUGGUAUUAAAGGAAGUGAGUUACUACUCCUGAAAAUUUUGGCCAACUACAAAAUUGGCAAUUAUAGAUUGCCCACAGUCAUAGAGAGUCUAGACUGCAGAACAUGUGUGGUCAUCGGAAAUGGCUUUGCAAUCAAAAACAGCUCCCUGGGGACCACCAUUAACAAAUAUGACAUAGUAAUCAGGAUGAAUGAUGCACCGGUGCGAGGCUAUGAACAAGAUGUUGGGAAUAAGACCACCAUACGGCUUUUCUAUCCUGAGUCAGCAUCCUCCUACCCUGCCAUUCACAAUGAUCCUGACACCCUCAUGGUCCUUGUGCCUUUCAAACAGCAGGACCUGCGCUGGCUCAAAGAAAUUCUGUACAAUGAAAAGAGGGUCAGGGCAGGCUUCUGGAAGCCACCUCCACAGAUCUGGCUUGGCCGAACCAGUCAGCUCCGUAUCCUGGAUCCUUACUUUCUCCACCUCACUGCAAGCAAGCUGCUAGAGAUGCCAUUAGAACCAAAGAAGAAGCAGAAAUGUGUCCAUCCAACCACAGGCAUUCUGGCUGUAUUCUUGGCUCUAAACUACUGUGAUUUGGUCCAUGUGGCUGGCUUUGGAUACCCACCAUCUCAAAACCCAAAACAGCCCAUCCACUACUAUGGCUCUGAAACUAUGAAGUCCAUGAAGGACUCCUAUCAUGAUCUCAACCAUGAGGCACAAGCCUUGAAGAGACUGGAAGAAUUAGGGGCAAUUCUGAGUCUUCAUCAACAUUCCUGACUGGAGAUGCUAAAUUGCCCUAAUGUGUGAAUGUGUGCGUAAAUGUAAAUUUCUGUGCGUCUGACCUGUGAUGGACAAAGAAAUUAAGAAAUAAAAAAAGACAUUUUAUACUUAAUUGACCUGCACUUCACCCAAACAUUACAUAAUUAGCUUUUCAAAGCUGAUAUUUCUGAGAGAGUCUAAUUGGAAAUAAUUGGAAGCCAUUUAUAUCCUAAACUAAUGCUGAAAAUUCACAAACUGGUGUACUGAACUCUAAACCCAGAAGAGCAUAGAAAAGCACUUUGCAGCAAAGUACUGCUGUACAGCUCUAAGCACGUUUCAUAGGUUUGAACCCUGAUCUGUCUCUUUCAGCAACAGUCUCUGUAACACAGUGACAGGAAAAAUUGCAUCUGAGGCUUACACAUCUGAAGCGCUCACUUGCGAAGUUUUACAUAUGAAGUAUUUUGUUUGGCUGCUUGCGCUGUAGUUAAAUAUCCUCUAAACCCAGGCAUACACUGUGAUUUUAGAAAUCUUGGUCUUUGGAAACUUCAUACAUUCGAAUAGACUGCCAUGUAUGGACAAAGCCUACAACUUAUGUAGUCACACUGUAUGAAAACGCUCUGUCCACAAACAGUUUCAGAUAAAGCUGUUUCAUUCAAAAUAAUAUGCUGCACACUAAGUACUGAGCAAACAGAAACUGAGCAGUGCUGCUAACACGGUGCACAGAAACUAAAAGCCAUGGUAGGACAAGACCGUCUCUCUGCAGCCUGUUUUAUAAAAAAAAAAAUCCCCAUAUUAAUGUUUAUACCUCGCUAUUCCAUUCAGUCAAACAGAGUAAAGUCGACAAAUACGAACUUUGGUUGGGAAUAUUGAGUUUUGCCUCUGUUUAGCUGGCCUACAUGUCUCUACCCAUAUUGGGGAAACCGGUUCUGAUUGUGUGUUUCAAAAAUUGGCUAAAAUCACAGUGUAGGUGUGGUGGGAUUAUGCAAAGGUAAAUAGUUUAAAGGGAACAGCAACUUUGUGUCAGCAACACCUCUCUGUGAGCAGAGGCUCCUUCACUGCCAGCUUGAGUCAUUUGUUCAUUAGUGCAGCAGUGUACACUCGGCCUGCGUCACACGGUGUCAGCUGGUAUUGGAAUGUUGGUACUGAAGAAUUUGUAUGGGCACAAGUAUGAGUAAAUGAGCACAGUAUCAGCCUGAUACCAGUAUUGGUAUUGAUGCAUUCCUAGUGGUACGGUAUACCAUAGUAUAGCUAACCAAAUGUUCUCACCUCUGUCUAUCAGGAUUAGAAAAUCCAUGUAAAAAUUAAACAUUACAGUAACAGUCCUGACUCUUCUAUAAUGCUGAAGGGUAUUUUGAGACCAGUAAUCCAUGCAGCAUCUCUCCAGAUCAUUCAGAAUCUUUGGUUCUCACCUGCAGAAUCUCUUCUUCAGCACAGCCCACCAGUUUUAGGUUAGCAGACUGAGAUGACCACAAUAAAAGCAUUGGGGUUUUUAGGUCAGGGGACUGGAAUAGCUACUUUAAAAGCUUAUUCUGUUGUCAGUGAAUACUUUUUAUGUGUAUUUGGAGGUAUGCUUUGGAUAAUUGUCUGGCUAGAAGAUGUAACCAUGACCCUGUCUUAGCCUUUUGGCAGGGACAGCAAAAUUUUUCUCUGUCUCUUGGAAUUUCACAUUUGUCAUGCAUCAAAACAAAAUUUCCUAGGACUUUUGAAAGUAAAACAGCAUUGUUAAAGACCCAACAUCCUUCUUCACUUUGGAAAUUUGCUUUUUUGUGUGUUUUUUUUCUGGUAGUUAUUCAAAAUAGUGUAUUGGCAUGGAAAUGUUGCCUAAGUGUAUUUUUGCAUCUUCUUACCCCAGGAUGCAACCAACUUUUGCUGUUGUCCAUGUGUGAUCUUAAAAUAACUCUCUGAACCAAAAACAAAAGCUUAAACCAUCUUACUUGCUGUGUAUAGGGGAAAAAUGUCCUCUUCCAGGCAUGUCAAUCACAGAAACUUCUGUAAUGUGUUAAUAAUGGAGAUGGGUGGUAUUUUUAUAGCCACUGUCUUAUUUGUAAAGCUUCACAACUUUUUGUUUAACUGUGUAUUGUCUUCACAUGUGGCAUCAUCUCACAUUUAUAAACCAGUGGAACAUGAAACUCAAGUGUGACCACUUAAAAGCUACUCCAGACUCAGAUGUGCUUAAAAAAAGUAAAAUAUGAAUUUGAAUAUAUGUCAUUCAGGAUUGUUGCAAUUAUCUUCUGUAGGACUGAUUCUUUGCCUACAUACUGCACAGCUUUUUUGUUUCCCCAAUAGUUCCCAACUUCUUGGCCUUUCCCUCUCUGGAGAGGCAAGUGUGUAGAAGUAAAUAAAAUAAAUAAACACAAAACACCAAACCUCCACAAACAGAGCUGUGUAAAUACUGUCAAGUUCAAAAAAAGACACACUGCAUCACAAGUUCUCUGAAUUAAGACCUAACACAGCUGCUUUUCAGUGAAGCCUAAUUAUUUACAGUAAAUACAAACACAGCAUGUGACGAAAGGUGUUUACAACUCAUCUAUUCCAUUAAAAAUUGAUGUGUGACAACAGUGGCAGUUAAAAUUCUAGGUCAAAAUUUCUCAUACCUAGGUCUUCAAAAAAUGAAAAUCUCAAAUUUGGUUAUCUAGAAGUUUUAGUGAUACCAAAACCUAGACGUUUUGGUCUUUUUCAGACAGACAAACCAUUGAGGAGCACCCAUACUAGAAAUAAACUAUGCUUUCUACAAACACACAUAUCCACUGCCUGCACCUAGUUUUGUAAAUCAAAUUAGUAACUGUAUUUUCUACAUGUGGUGACCACUUGCUGAAGCUGUCCCAGCUGUCAUCUCAGACUAAAAGAGGUAACAAAUUGUUGGUUUGGUCACUAGAUGGCAGUAUUACCGCAAACUGCCUCCACUCCUUUCCACAUGCUCCUAUGUUUUGAAACUGAUGUGAUCUUGUUUUAAUUCAGAACAAUGGGAUGCCAAUCCCUGAACAGCAGUACCAAAACAUUGUCAUGUUACACACCACAUAUCAGCUUAAUUUAUCACUCUUUGUUAAAAAAAUAAAGCACAAAGAGCAUAAUGAAGCACAACAACGUUUCUAAGCUUGCUCUAGAGAACAUAGGUUAAUUUUAGGCCCCAAAGAUAUGACUGGUAAAAACAAAUUGGUUAAAAGUAAUAGAUGAGUAUGACCAACAUUUACCAUUAGCCUGGGUAUUCUUUCUAGAGCAGCUCAAAAGCCCCUCUGGCUGAACUGCCUGUUGAUAAAAAUUGGAACAAUCCCUUUCUACCAUCAUUGUGUGGCUUGGAAUAUAGCCCUCAUUGAAUACAAAGCCCCUUUACUAUUUGCUUUUCCUGAGGCAGUGAGGUUCCCUGAAUUAGUUGUGAAAAAAGUGUUGCUCUUUUCCAGCUGGAAGUUUCCAUAGUUUCACAAUAAACAUUUUGGAACAACACAGAAGCAGUGGUGACAUCAACAGCUGUGGGCAGCCAAAACAUGUGUGUUUGUGUCAUCUAUGUGUGUUAGAGGUACAGAGGGAAAAAGAGGAAAGCAUCAAAAACAUUUCAUGCAGUUUAAGGAGUCCCAAAAGAUUAUACUGGGCCCAGAGGGGGAAGAGGCUUGGAGCAGCAGCUGCAAUAUUCAGCUCCCUUAGGUCCUGCUCUAAUAUCUCUAGUACACAUGAACACACAUCAUCAUCAUCAUCAUCAUCAUCUCCUUCUUUUUCACAAAUUCUAAAUUCUUCAGCUCUUCUUUAGUUCUUCUCUCCUGCUUUUUCUUUGCUUAUUUUUCGUAUAGUUCUGUUGUUUAUUGUCUAGUAUUCUUUUUGUUAUGAGCCUAAAGGUGUAGACUUUUAGUCAUUUAAUCUAGUUUCCUCCUGCUUUACUACUUGGAAGUUCAGUUUAGCCCAAAUUGCUAGUCAGAGUGAUAUUUGUCACUUAAAUGGGCUAUGGCAGAUCAAAGUCCAGGUUUCUAGAGAGAAUUUAAUAAAGAGAUGGACACAAUAAGCUCUGGAGUCACAGGUUAAGUUUAAGAUAUGAAAUGUAUUCUAGCUAUGCUUCUGAAAAGAUCUUAGAGAGCCAGCAUCUAUAGUAACUAGAUUACAUACGGUUAGUCUUGAGAAUCUGUCCUGAAUGUCAAGUUUUCAGUCAAAUAGUGUCAAUGUCUAUGUUAGGACUACUAUUAUUUAUAUUUCAUUCAACUGUGUAAAAUGAACCAAAUGCAACCCAAACAUUACUUUUUAACAACAGUAAUAUAUUGUAAUAAAGUACAAUUCAAACUAACA